AAAUCGUGUCGCUUAACAGUAAAGACGGUUGAAGCUGUGCAAUUCAAACUGAGAAUAUUUUGAUUAACGUUUAAAAAAAAUAAAUAUUUAACAAAAUUAUAAUCGAAAUGGAAAUACAAUAAAAAAUAAAUAUAAUAUUUUGUUUUUAAAACAAGUGAAUUAAAGAAAAAAAUAAUUCUAAUAAUAUUGUGAAAAUUUUAAAUUUUCAUAAAAACCUAAAGAGAGAGUAUAAUUUGGCUUAUAAUAUCGGUCGUUUAUGGUCGGUUCAUAUUGCACUUUUAUUACUCAGUUGUACUAAGUCUUGUAUAAUAAUAAUACAGCAAACAUUUUAGUUCGUAUUGUAUUUAGUCGGCCGGGCGUAGUGUUUAUUAUUUAGUUGUGCAAAACCGUUCGCAUUUGACUUACCGUUAAAAAACAGAUUUCGUGUAACAGCUUCGCAAAAUAAAAAAAAUAUUGUCGUAGUCCUGACGUGCUGUAUUCGUAUUAGGUUUUUUCUUCAUUUUUUUCUUAAUUUACAACAAGUGGCGUUAAUUUAAAAUUAACUCAAAUAUAAAUAAUGGGAAAACUACGACAAACAAUAAACAAGUGAAAAAAGUGUUAAAUGUUGGAAAAAAGAAAAACUACCUAAAGCUAUAAGUAAAGUAAAUAUAGAAAAAAUGCAAAAUAAAUAGCCAAAAUUUAAAAGCGAAAAACAUAUAAAAAUAUGAAAACCAGAAACAAGUUAGCAAUACACUAACACAUGUGAAAGCUAAAGACAUUUGGUUAAAAAUUAUAUAUAUAUUCUAUAUGGUGUUGUAUUGUUUAUUUCUUGGCACGAAGAAAAUGUUAAAGAAUAUUCACAUAAAAUAAAUAAUACCUAAAAAAUCCCAAUAACAAAAAAGAAAGUUUUUCCCCCAAAAAUAAAAUAAAUAAAUAUACUAAAACAUAAAACACAUUUGGCAAUAAGUUAACGUUGAAUUUAAGUUUUUUUUUCGCUUGAGACUUUGUCUUACUACCACCAACUAUAAGCGACUCAAAACGUCUUCUUUUACUAUAUUGUAUAUAAUACGGGAAUAAGCCGUAAAGUGAACUUUUUGUAAGGACUUAUUCUUAACAGUAAUAGCAAUAACAACAACGACAACGGUGAGUGGUGCUGUUACUUCUGGCGACAUAAAAUACAAAUAAGAAAUUUAUUUUAAUGUCGUUUAUAUAUCAAAUACUACUACUACUACUGCAACACCUUAAAUCAACGAAAUCACAGAUACACAAUACAUACAACGACACAACAUAUACACAGUUACUGCAACUACCAACAAACUACCUGUAUAUUCUUCAAACCGACCAGUCGUCAUAGUACAAAAAAAUUGAAAAAAAAAAAGAAAAAUUUUUAAGUAAAUAACAGCAACAGCAAUACAAAGAGAAAAAAUAAAUAAAUACGUAUGUGUAUAUAACAAAAAAAAAAAAAAAUAAAUAAAUGGAAAGUUAUACAACAGAAAAAAAAUCAUGUUAGGAAAAUAGAAAGAAAUAUUCGCGUGUGUUUGUGAUAAAACUGUGUAGAUAUAACGAAAAAAAGUAUAAAGAUAUAAAGCUUGUUUCCUCCCUGUUGUUAAAAAGUUGUGAUAGUAUAUGUUAAAUAAACAACAAAAAAAAAAGAAAAGAAAUCAAAAACAAUACCCAACUCCCAAAACAUAUGCAGCUAAACACCCAUACAAAUAUACAUAAAUACGUAUGUGUGUAUGUCUGCAUCUAAUGUUGCUGAUAGUGGUAGUUGUGUGAUAUAUUAAAACCGUUUAAAUGUUGAAAAAUAACGUCAAAAUAAUACAAAUGCACAACACGUAAAAUUCAAACGAUAAAAAGUUAGCUGAAGAAUAAAAAAGAAAAUAAAAUAAAAUAAACCAAAUCAACAACAACAGAAAGCUAAGCAUUUUAAACGUUGAUUUAAAACUUAAAGGUAAAACAUACGUGCAACAUACUUAAACACAUAACAACAUAAACAUUGUUUAUAUGUAUUUGUUAUGCAACAAACAAUUCUAUUAAAGUGUUCAACGCAAUUGCCAUUUAAGUUUAAUUUCGUAAUUUGCCAUUUCUGUUGACAGAACUAAUUUUUUUUCUUUGUUUUAAACCAAAGUGUUUUCCUUACGUUUACUAAACCAUCAAUAUGGCUUUACUUAACUGCUUUACGAGUUGUUCAAAUUUCCUGCGCUUGGGAUUUUUACUGCUUACGUUAAUAAUGGAAAAUACACAAGCCCGAAUAGGAUAUUUUUGGCAUAUAACAGAUCUACACUUAGAUACAAUAUAUUCAACGCAGGGAGAUGUAAUGCGCAGUUGUUGGCACAUUGAAAGACAACCACCCAGUUCGUCCACACAUUCACCAGGUCGUUAUGGUGAUUACCUCUGUGAUAGUCCUUGGAGUCUAAUUGAGUCGGCUGCCAAAGCAAUGAAAUCACGGCAGGGUGAUAAUGUGGAAUUUGUGCUGUGGACGGGAGAUGGUUUAUCUCACUCAGCACAUCCAAUGUCUGAAAUGAAAAAAUUGGAAAUCCUGCGCAACAUUACUGAUUUGCUUGGUCGAACAUUUUCAUCGCAAUUUGUAUUUCCGGUAUUAGGACAUGAGGAUGGUACAACAACGAAUUUCCGGCACAUGGGCGAACUGUGGCGACAUUGGCUGCCAACUGAAGCAUUGCAUACAUUUGAAAAAGGUGGCUACUAUUCCAUUGAACAAACUAAAAGUCGUCUUCGUAUUAUAGCAUUGAAUACAAAUUUCAUGCGGCAUGAUCCAAAAUAUUCCCAAAGUCAUUUGGCAGCCGUAAGACAACGUAUGCCUUCAAAUACAAUGAACGGUGGCGGCAAUAUGGGUAGUGCUGGGGGCAUGGGUUCAGAUUCAACUGAAUAUAAAAACUACUAUUAUCAUCACAACAAUAUGCAUCAACAUCACGGACAUGCCAGUGAUUGGUCAUCAUCGGGACAUGGUUAUGGUUAUAAUAGUCAUCAUCGUGGCAUAAAUGUUAUGCCUGGGGGAAUGCAUUAUAACAUGAAUGGUUUGGAUGGUGGUGGACGUGUCAGUGCAUUGUCUGAAUUUGAAAAUCAAGAUACAGAAAAACAAUGGAUUUGGCUGGAAGAUGUUUUAUCUAAAUCAAAAGCUAACAAAGAAACGGUGUAUAUUGUGGGUCAUAUACCACCCGGCUCCGAUGAAAGACAUAUUGGUUUACAGCAAAAUGGUCAUACAACUUUUACGGAAUCCAACAAUAAACGUUAUUUGGAAUUAGUGCGCAAAUAUUCAUCAAUUAUUCAGGGUCAAUUUUUCGGUCAUUUACAUUCAGAUUCAUUUCGUAUAAUCUAUGAUGAUAAGGGUAAGUAAAGAACAAUAUUUGUUUUAUCUUUGGCAACAACUAAGGUUAAAACAAUU
Molecule: messenger RNA, 3382 nt
Organism: Lucilia cuprina (Australian sheep blowfly)
Lineage: Eukaryota; Metazoa; Arthropoda; Insecta; Diptera; Calliphoridae
Product: acid sphingomyelinase-like phosphodiesterase 3b
Exons: 7
Coding region: 2138-3334 (398 amino acids)
Source: RefSeq, a predicted model, not a curated record